AUGCGGUGUCCAGUGUGGCUGGUGGUGGGCGCGGCCGUGCUGGCGGCGGUCGCCGGCGCCCUGGCCCGGCAGCGGCUCACCGGCGGCGCGCUGCAGCGGCUCCAGCGACUGCGCAGGCUUCGCCGGCUGCGGGAGCAGAGGCAGCGACGACUGGAGGCAGACCACGAGACAAGCGUGGAACCCGACGUGCUGGAGCUGGAGGCCGGGGCUGAGGUGCCGGUGGCGCUCAGCAAUGUGGCUGCCCUGGUGGCGCCGGCCACGCCGACGCCACCCGCUGGCCGGCCGGUGGCACCGGCCCCCGGGUUCAGCGCGCUCUCGCCGGCCACACAGCCUCCGCAGCUGCCGACGGCGCCGACAUUGGGCCCCGCGUCGAGGAGUAACCUAACCUACCUAGUUCAGCGUCUGGAGCACUCAACCGAGAGGCCGUCCGUCAGUACCACGCCUGAGCCAGGCGUGGAGGGCCAGCUGCGUGUCAGCGGCGGCCGCGGGCCCUUCGAGGGCAACGUUGAAAUCUUCCACGACGGCCGAUGGGGCUACAUCUGCGAUGACGAGUGGGACAUGGCCGAGGCGGAGAUCGCGUGCCAGCAGCUCGGCUACCAGACGGCGCAGAAGCCCACCCAUGACGGCUUCUACGGCCACCCAGAGGGCGAGAUAUCGUUCUGGAUGGACAACAUGUACUGCCUCGGCAACGAGCGCCGCCUGAGCCAGUGUCGCUUCGACGGCUGGGCACAGCACGAUUGUGCACCCAGCGAGCUGGCCGGCGUCUCCUGCCGCGGCCAACUCGAGGACGCAAAGGCCACCAAGGCACCGGCUCUGACGACGGCCGAGCCGGCCGUGCCCAAGACGAGUUUGUGGCACACAACAAAGGGCCGGCUAAAGGUCAGACUCCGUGGAGGGCGCGUCCCCUCCGAGGGGCGCCUGGAGCUCAAGAUCGGCGAUGAUGAUUGGGGCUUGGUCUGCGGCGACGGCUGGAGUCUGCUAACCGCCAACGUGGCGUGCCGCACACUCGGGCUGGGCUACGCCGCAGCCGCUCUGCAGACGGGCUUCUUCGGUGGCAACGGCUCCACGAAGGUGAUGUCCGGCUUGGAGUGUAUCGGCAACGAGAGCGUCCUCAUCAACUGCCGGCACGACGAGCAGCUGUUCUGCCCGGGCGACCCGCAGACAAACAUCGCCACCGUGGUCUGUCAGUCCGAGAUGGCCGACCUGGUGCCCGACCACGAGGCCAUGAUGCAGUCGGCCUACCUGGAGGACCGACAGCUCUUUUACCUGCAGUGCGCUAUGGAGGAGAACUGUUUGGCCGCGUCUGCCUAUCGCAUUCGUAAGGAGAACGCUGACUGGCACGUGAUGCCGCGUCGGUUGCUGCGGUUCACCACUAAGGUGGCGAACAGAGGCAGCGCGGCGUUUCGGCCGCUGCUGCCCAAGGAGGCCUGGGAGUGGCACGCCUGUCACAUGCACUACCACAGCAUGGAGGUGUUCUCCACGUACGAAGUCAUCGACGAUAGCGGCCGCCGCGUCGCCGAGGGCCACAAGGCGUCCUUCUGCCUCGAGGACUCGAGCUGCUCUGCGGGGGUCGAGCCCGGCUUCAGCUGCGCCAACUUCGGCGACCAAGGCAUCAGCGUCGGGUGUGCCGACAGUUACGCGCACAAUAUCGACUGCCAGUGGCUUGACGUAACUGACAUAGACCCUGGCAGGUACCGACUGCGGGUGGUCAUCAACGGCGAAUACAAGGUCGGCGAGCAGAGCUGGGAGAACAACGCGGUCACGUGUGAUUUCAACUACCAGACCACGGUGGGCACCGUUACCAACUGCCACCUCGGCCGGCCCUGACCGCCCGCCCCUGGCUGCCACCUCAGCCGGCACUGACUGCGCUCCAGUCCUUUUCGGAUCACACGUCGUCUUACAUAAUAUGGCGUCAGUGAGACAGUGAGUGACAAUAAAUGACCUCAAUGGCUGACAUAAUGUGACGUCAGUGACUAAUACAAUAUGGGAGUCAGACACAGACAAUGCGAUGUCACUCACUGACCUUAUAUGGCGUCAGUGACUGAUGGAAUAAACGUCAGCGCACUGAAGAAAUUGAAGUCAGUCGUUGACACAAUAUGACAUCAGUAAUUGAUUGAGUAUGGCUUCGGUGACUGACAGAAAAUGACGCCAGAGAUUGAUAGGACAAUCUGGUAUCCAUGCCAAUAUUGGCCGCGAGUCUAUCGGGAUAAAGGGAGGGAAGGAAAGUUUUUGCCCACGAGCAGGGCCAGGAAACUUGGAUGGCGCGUGCGUUCAUUAUUUGUCCCUGUGGGAUGAGCUAUGUAUGCAUAAAUUUAAUACCAUAUUAUGACGCUGUACUGCUGUAUAUACCUACUGCUGAUGCUGCACUGCUGUUCGGCGUUGUAUGUAGGGGAGACCCGGGAGGUAUGGGCCGGUUUUGUAAAAAGGCAAUUUUCUUCCAGUGGGCAGUGGCUAGACCCGGUUUUUCACUGUGUACGUGAUUUUCGCCUGUAAAGUGUGCCUGAUACUAGGCAUCUGGGAUCAACUAUUUUGUCUCCAGAUAUCUUUCAAUAAAUCAUGCGCUUUUUCGA
Amphibalanus amphitrite is the source of this 2570-nucleotide messenger RNA. RefSeq names its product lysyl oxidase homolog 3B-like. NCBI's taxonomy places the organism in Eukaryota, Metazoa, Arthropoda, Thecostraca, Balanomorpha, Balanidae. The transcript has 2 exons. Gene Ontology annotation, biological process: peptidyl-lysine oxidation. The coding region runs from base 1 to 1827 and encodes 608 amino acids. Gene Ontology annotation, cellular component: membrane. Gene Ontology annotation, molecular function: copper ion binding; protein-lysine 6-oxidase activity. The record is from RefSeq and is a predicted model, not a curated record.